AAUGGUUAUCAAUGUUCUUUACAUAUGUUUCAUAGUGUUAGAGUAUGAAAUGGAGCAAGGAUUUCUCAAGACUCAAAGGGAUGCGUCAGCUGUGCUGUUUAUUCGUGAACUGCCUCGACUUAGUAAAAGAGACUGCAAGAAAAACUUCGCAAAGUUUCUUCUGGACGUCACAGCUGAUGGCUUGCUUGACACAGAAGCCCGGGAGCUCUUGGCCGACCUGAAGCAACGCAUCUGCAACACAGGUCUUCUCCAACCUCUCUGCAUGGAGCUCAGCAAAGGAGCUAUGGACCCGAGCCGCAAAGAACACAAGGAAUACCUGGGAAAACUGUGUGAGCAGGUAACAUCUCAAAUAAAGGAACUGAUCAGUAGGAACGCUCUGCAAACUUCAGGAGGUUGUAGCACAGUAGAUCCAAGAUGGUCUUGGUUGAAACAGGAGCUCUUCCAUCAUGCCAUGCUGAGCGAGGAGAAGUGUUCUGUGUUUAAAGGGAGGGACAGCAUUCUGGGAAAGAUCUGCAUCACCAUAUGGGAGUCCACUAAUGCUUGCCAUGAACCUCUUCUGGUUCAUGGACCUUCAGGGGUUGGUAAAACAGCUCUGCUUUGCAAACUGGCACAGGAAAUGCGAGGCGUUGUUGAUCAUCGGGGAGUUGUGGUGCUGAGGCUGCUGGGAACAUCUCCACUCAGUUCGGAUGUUAACUCUGUUCUCAGAGGUCUAUGUCUUCAAGUGUGUGGAGCUUCAGGGUUGAAGUUCCCCCACCCGCAUAUUGCCAACACGCAUGAAGAGCUAGUCCGGUUUUUCCAUUCCAUGCUGGAAGACGUGUCAAAACAAGGAGACACGCUCCUGCUCAUUCUAGACUCAGUGGACCAGCUGUUAGAGGCAGACAAGCCCCAUAAACUAGACUGGAUACCAAAAGCAAUCCCACCUAAUGUACAUAUUGUGCUCUCCACGUCUGAUGACUGUGUUGAGAAAUGUAAAUCUUUGGUUUCAGCAGAACAAAACAUCUUUAGAGUGGAACUUCUCACAGACGAUCAAGGGAAAGAUGUCAUUGAUGCCUACAUGAGCGCAGCUGGACGCAAGCUGACUUCAGAACAGCUUGACACCAUCUUACACAGCUUCCAGCAAAGCGGAAGCCCUUUGCAUCUGAAACUCAUACUAGACAUUGCCAAGCAGUGGUCUUCCUGGACCUCCAUGUCUAGUGUUAACCUGGGCAUCUCUGCACAAGAAGUGAUGACACAGUUUGUGCAAUCACUUGAGGAAAAUCAUGGGAAGAAGCUAGUUAGUCAUGCUUUGAGCUUCAUAUUGUUAUCAAGAUAUGGACUAUCAGAGGCAGAGUUACAGGAUGUCUUGUCAUUAGAUAAUGAUGUUCUGGCCGAGAUCUAUAAGUACUGGCUUCCUCCAAGCCACACACUCCUGCGAUUCCCACGCCUUCAUUGGUCACGUCUCCGGCAUGACCUGAGAGCUCAUCUGGUGGAGAGAUGGGAGGGGGGUGUUAUUCUACUGGGUUUUGCUCACAGGCAGUUCAAAGAGCUGGUAAGGAAGAGAUAUUUGUCACGCAAUGUGAAAGCUGACAUGCACGCCAUCCUCGCCGAGUAUUUCUCAGGACAGUGGAGUCAAGGGCAGCUCAGGCCUAUUCUUCUGCCCUCGCUAACCACACUGCUAAAUGCUGACAGAAAGGUACCACCCCAGCCCUUGUGGUUCACUGGAGAAAUUGCCAAUUUACGGAAGCUUCAUGAACUGCCCUAUCACCUCGCUCAUGCAGGCAAAUGGGAGGAGCUACACAAAUCAGUGCUUGGCAGUCUGGAUUGGUUGUGUUGUAAAACUCUGCAGUGUGGCGUGAGCUGUGUUAUUCAGGACCUGUCGCUUUGCACUGACCUCACCGACUGUCCUGAGAUACAAAUGCUGAAAGAGACAUUUCUGCUGCUUAAGCCCUCAUUAGAUUUUAGCGAUGGCAAUGUGGAUCCCUCACUUUUGGUCACGGAGAUCUUUGCCAGGCUGCAGGGCCUUGCUGAUCUCUACCCCUCUAUGAUUGGUCAGCUAUGUUCUCAGUGCGUGGACUGGUUUAGUUCCUGUACUGACCCAGUGCUUGUGCCCAAAUGCAGCUUCUUUCAGGCCCCUGGGGGCCCACUGAAGAGCACCCUCACGGGGUUCACUAAAGGGGUAAAGGCUGUCGUGCUAUGCUCAAAGAGGGAGCUGCUGGUAGCAGGUUCAGAGGAUGGGCUGAUCAUAGUCUGGAGUCUAAGCCAUCUACAGACUCUUCAUACUCUUUCUGGACACACAGCGGGGGUGCUGUCCCUGAAGAUGGUGGAUAAAACCAAUAACUGUCUGUCUACUGCACUCGAUGGCACACUGAGAAAAUGGUGUCUGUUAAGUGGACAACAGCUUUUCUGCAUCACUGAUGCAGUGUCUGUCCAAACACACACCCCUGCACAUGUCCAUUUGAUUGAAGAAAAGAAGAUUAUCAUAACCAAUCCAAGCAGCCUAGUUAAAGCUUGGCACUUGGACACUGCUGAGCCUCUGUAUGAGGUGACAGCAGGGGUUUGUUCUGUUCUUGGUGUAGUGGGAGAUGCCAUAGCAUGCAUAUGCAGUGAGGGGGUGCUCUGUUUUUAUGACACAUCCACUGGCAUGCAGAAUUCCCAGACCCCCCUACCCUGCUCUGCUGGACACCAUAAUAUCACCUGCUCUCUGACACUCACCAAAUACGCCAAGAUACUCAUUGCUUUUGGGGAAGGCCGUCUACAUUCGGUAUGGAGCCAUGGAAUUGAGUCUGUCGUUGAUCUUCCUACUCCAGCUUUGUUCCUCAGAACAUCUGAGGAUGAAAAACUGCUGUUUGCAGGAUGUGACAGAACAUUGUGCGUGUUCCUUGUGACACUGACUUCAAUGCAGAAGGUUCUGAAUCUUCACCAUGAUGCGUCUGUCCUAUGUGCCGUCUCAAGCAGUGAAGGUAGCGAAAUCAUCACAAGUGCCCAGGAUCGGAUUAUACGGGUGUGGAGUGUAACCACAGGAGCCCUGCUAGACUGGAUCGGUGUGAUGGAUUCUGCUGUGUCCACUUUGGCUGUACAUCAGCGCACUAUUAUAUCUGCCUCUGUUAUUGCCAACCAGCUUAAAGUAUGGCAGCUGGACUACAACACCAAACACAGGAGCAAGAGUUUCAUCCCAGCAUACUGCCCGCUAGUGGUCCUGUCGAAAGACGGUGAUACUGUAUUCUAUGUCAAAGAGGGAAAUAAAACAGAAGUUUUCACCUGGAGCUGUUCGGAAGGUCUACAGACAGACAGUAUGGACGUGUCCUCAGAAGUGUGCUGCAUGGAAUUAGCCCAGCAGAAACAUCUACUCUUUUGUGGACUGCGGACUGGUACCAUCCUUAUUUACCCACUGGACUUUGCCCUAGAAACCCUGUGCCUGCCACCUCCAGAAAGCCUACCGACGGUGCGCAGCAUGGCUAUCAGCCCACGGGAGGAUAGAAUGGCCGUGGCAUAUGAGGAUGCGGUCUGUCUGUUUGAGAUUACAGCGAGGGACAGUUUCCCCUGUGUGGACGGCCCAUUUGAGAGGUACUCCUUGUGCCUACUGCAUUCCCCAAUCUCCGCCAUGGCUCUGUUGUCCGACUGCAGGCUGCUCUAUGGGACCUUUGGUGGUGAAGUUGUAAUCUAUGACUUUAAGAGCGCCACAGCAGCUGAGCUGGAUCACCACGGUGCAGCCAUAACCUGCAUCACCAUGAGCAACUGGGACGCACAAGCUUUGAUUGGCUCUCAAGACUGUGUCCAGAAGUUGUGGAAUCUGAGUCCUGUCUUGUUGAAUCACACCAUGGAGUACAAGGGUUUCUAUUUUGAAGGUGUCCUUUGUGCUGUCUUCUCGAUAAAUGAUAAAUAUGUCUUCACUGGAUCCCUGGACAAAACCAUCAAAGUCUGGGAUGUCUCUAGUGGUUGUUUGCUAUACAUCCAGUACGUCUACUCUCCAGUCAUAAAGAUGAUGCCACACAAGGACGGGUUUGUAGCCAUGUCCCAGCAUGGAUCUUUCAUCAAGGAAGGCUUCCAGUGUCCAGACACUCUCAAACCUGGAUACAACCCCCUCCGUAACUUCCAAGCACAUUACCGAGUCACCUCUCGGGAGAAAAGCCUGAAUGCUCCACACACCAUGAUCAACGAGCUGCCAGAUUAUAACCCUGCUCAGUUUAAUUUCAUUGGCAUCGGUUUGAUGAAAACCAAAUCAUCCAACACAUGUGUUCUCCUGUAAGUACGUCCUAC
This is a messenger RNA of Ctenopharyngodon idella (grass carp), 4236 nucleotides long. It is a transcript of the gene nwd1, whose product is annotated as NACHT and WD repeat domain containing 1. The record is from RefSeq and is a predicted model, not a curated record. Bases 2 to 4225 code for a protein of 1407 amino acids. Gene Ontology annotation, molecular function: protein binding; ATP hydrolysis activity. Lineage: Eukaryota; Metazoa; Chordata; Actinopteri; Cypriniformes; Xenocyprididae. The transcript is spliced from 15 exons.